AUGGAUGGAGCUCUCCUCACCUCCUUCAGAUCCUUUCAGCUAGAAAGCCAGGUGGAGCUAAGGGAGCAUCUGGACAAUUUGGCCACGGAGUUGUGCAGGAUUAACGAGAACCAGAAGGUGGCGCUGGACCUGGACCCGUACGUGAAGAAGCUGCUGAAUGCCAGAAGAAGAGUGGUGCUCGUGAACAACAUCCUGCAGAACGCUCAGGAACGCCUCCGACGACUCAACCACAACGUGGCCAAAGAGACGGCUCGGAGGAAGACCAUGCUGGAAGCAUCAGGAGUGUUCGCCUCUCGCUCCCCCAGUAAACCCUGA
Molecule: messenger RNA, 315 nt
Organism: Nematolebias whitei (Rio pearlfish)
Lineage: Eukaryota; Metazoa; Chordata; Actinopteri; Cyprinodontiformes; Rivulidae
Product: SNARE-associated protein Snapin-like
Exons: 4
Coding region: 1-315 (104 amino acids)
Biological process (GO): intracellular protein transport; lysosome localization; endosome to lysosome transport
Cellular component (GO): synaptic vesicle; BLOC-1 complex; BORC complex
Molecular function (GO): SNARE binding
Source: RefSeq, a predicted model, not a curated record